Phytophthora sojae is the source of this 1131-nucleotide messenger RNA. RefSeq lists its product as hypothetical. The transcript has 3 exons. Gene Ontology annotation, cellular component: extrinsic component of mitochondrial inner membrane. The record is from RefSeq and is a predicted model, not a curated record. NCBI's taxonomy places the organism in Eukaryota, Oomycota, Peronosporomycetes, Peronosporales, Peronosporaceae. The coding region runs from base 1 to 1131 and encodes 376 amino acids.
AUGUUCAAGCGGCUCGUGCUGCGUCCGCUGGGCGCCGUGCGCUCCAUCUCGGCGCGCAAGCUGAGCGUCCCAGGCGCACAGUCGCUCGUCGGGGCCGUGGCUCGCCUGCCGUGUCUUCAAUGCGGCCACCAGACGGCGCUGUCGCUCUCGCGCUCCGCCGACAUGGGCGACGUGCUGGCCGGGCGCUCGGACUGCGGCAAGACGCGGCUGCCGCUCGCCUGCUCCAAGGAAUGCGCGGAGACGCUGGAGGAGACGAAACCCGAGGUCUUGGCGCUGUACGACAGCAUGGUGGAAGACGUCGAGUAUUCCGCCACGCCCGAAGCCUCGCAAUUGUUCACGCAAGUGCUGCAGUCGAGUCGACGGGAGAGCAGCGAGUGGGGAGGCGACCACCACCUGACGUCGUGGACGGACUACUUGAAGCUGUACAAGCCUGACGAACGCUGGCUGGGAGACGAGAGGGCGUUGAGGCUGCUUUCCUCGGCCUACUCGUACGUCAUGACUCUCAGCAGGUUCCUGCCGGAGUUGAUGCAGGCGGAGAAGGCAAAGUUCGAGUUGCAUGUGAUCGGAGCGCGCGCCGAGGCUACGAUGCCUCGGUAUCUGUGGGACGAGCUGUCGUUCUUCCAUCCUGGACAGCAGUUUGCUAUUAAGAUCGUUGGAGACCACGUGCCGGUGAUGUCGGCGCGGAAGAAAACACCGACGACCAGGGCGAACGAGAACGAAUUCGUCGAGCUGCAGUUGAUCAACGGGUUGUAUCACAAGAUCGAGACGAGGAAGCUGGGCACCCCGGACGCGUUCGUGCUGUACAAUCCCGGGAUUGGACACCCGCAUCUGCGUGAGAGUUGGGACCCUACUAUUCAGGCUGUGCUGGCCUCGUGCAAACCGGUGCUGAUCACGUCCUUCAGUCUCGAGGACCAGCAACGCGAUAUUGCAGCGCUUCAGGAUUUGGUCGCCAACAGCCCAAUUUUUAGCAAGCACGAGCUUCGAUUCCAAUGCCGUGCAAAGCAGAACUCGUUCCGUAGCCUCAAGUACCAAGUGGACCCUUCCAACGUGGGCACCCCUAUCCAGACGAAUAGCCGCGUCAUGGUGGUGCAGUUGGCACCAACUAUUGGAGACAAAUCAUCAACAUCGUGA